AUGGCGUUUAAUGUUAUAUUCACGUUUUCCCUAUCGCCCAAAGGCAAGGCGGCUUCCAACGGCUUUGCAUUUGUGGUCUCGGCAAGCAACACAGUAGGGAGCAGUGUUGGAGUGGGGUAUGGUGGGAUGGAUGACCGAAGCAUGGCUAUUGAGUUUGACGUGCUUCAAAACAAGCCACAUGGGGACAUGAAAGAGGAGCACAUGGGGCUGAACAUUCAGGGCCAGGACAAGUCUAUCGCUGCUGUGAAAUCCCCAUUCAAGCUGACCAACAAGCAGGCAUACACGGCAUGGGUGGACUAUACACCUGGAGACCCCGGCACCAUCCAAGUGUUCCUGGCAAACACAGCAGAGAAGCCGGGGAAGCCGCUGCUGAAGAAGAGGUUGUCGCUGUGUGAGGUGCUAAAGCCAGGACCACCGCAGCCACUACCAGCGCUGCCACGCACGAUUUAUUUUGGCUUCGUGGCGUCCACCACAGUGAAGCCGUUCACGAUGCAAGCCAUCCUCAGCUCUGAGCUGCAUACUGGUAGGUGGAAAGCUGGUGGUUUCCCUGGUGGUUCUAGGAGAUCCGUUGCAUUCGCCGUGGUGUCGAGCAUAGAAGCAGCAUACGGUAUCGCAACGAAUCAAGAGGUGCCGCGGAUGUCUGUGGACUCACUCUUUGCAUCCAUGGGCCUCACCACCCAGGCAGCCAAGUGCACUGCUAGUGGCUCCCCGACAGAGGCCUUUGAGAAGCUGCUGGCUCUACCCAAAGGGGGCAUCACCAUGGAAGGCAAUCUGGUAUGUUAUGAGCAAUGA
This is a messenger RNA of Closterium sp. Naga37s-1, 792 nucleotides long. NCBI's taxonomy places the organism in Eukaryota, Viridiplantae, Streptophyta, Zygnematophyceae, Desmidiales, Closteriaceae. The record is from the annotation of a GenBank genome assembly.